Molecule: messenger RNA, 1622 nt
Organism: Plutella xylostella (diamondback moth)
Lineage: Eukaryota; Metazoa; Arthropoda; Insecta; Lepidoptera; Plutellidae
Gene: mRpL45
Product: mitochondrial ribosomal protein L45
Cellular component (GO): mitochondrion
Source: RefSeq, a predicted model, not a curated record
ACAAAACAAAUGUCAUAAAAUAAAAGAUAGGUUAUGUUCUUGAAUUUAUUAAAUUUUUCCUAAAUAAACAUACAAAAAAAUACUCGUUUAUAUCCAAUGUUCUUCGACUUACAUUGUCUUUAAACCAUAACCGAACAUGGCCAAUAGUGUCUUGACAAAGUUUGCCUCCCUAAGGCUAGUACCUGCCUUAUCAUUAACCUUACCAUGCCGCACAACUACAAGUAAGCACUGGAACCCUAAGUUUAAAAAGGAACGCAAAAAUAAGUUUAUGAAAUUCGAAAUACCUGAUUACAAUGAAGACAACAGCACUGUUCCACCUGAAAAGAUCCGUCAGAAGAUGAAGGAGCGCGGGUUCUUGCCUCCGCGGCCGUGGGCGGAGCGCCCAUUCUCCAUCUCCGCUACCGGCGGGACAUUUGAACCUUAUGUGCCCCCAGAGGGUGAUGGCAAAGCGUCACUAGCAUCAACCACUCGAGCCAAACAGACUGUGCAGCUAUUGGAGAAAAAGUCCAAGUCAAUGAUGGCCGUACGCAAAAUAAAAUCAUUUGAUGAGGAUUUCGACACAAAAGAGUUUGCUCUUGCGGCACAGCAGAUCUACAUCAAAGCUCAUGAAAGUUUAGCAAACAACGACAAGAGAGAGUUGCGUUUGCACGUCACUGAGAAGGCAUAUCCGGAGUUUCGUCAUAACUCGUAUGGUAAAACCAUACACUGGAAGUUCCUAGACUCGCUGGAGCCCCCAAGGGUUGUGCAUGCUCGCUGCACAGAUGUCAUCAGCAAGGAGAAUAUUUAUGGACAGGUGACAGUGCGGUUCCACACCAGGCAGCAACUAGCGGUGUACGACCGCUUUGGACGCCUUCUGCACGGCAGCGAAAUCCUAGCCAAAGAUGUCCUCGAAUAUGUAGUCUUUGAGAAACACCUGUCCAACAUCUAUGGAGUAUGGAGAAUCCAUGAUAAGAUCAUACCGGAUUGGACGCCUCCUAGAGACCCUAGCCGCUUGACCAGGGUGCAACCUGAGGAGCCAACGGAUGUGGGCCUGAUAGCAGAUAAAGAAGUAAAGGCGGAAGUGCCAGCUAAGGCAGAAUAAGUUAUUAGAGGAAUAGUGUUGUUGUAGAUAGUUAUAAAAGAAUGGCUUUUAUUGAAAUCCACUGUAUUUUCCACAUUUGGUCUAGGAAUGAUUCAAUCCUAUUAUUCCUAUUGUCAUGCCUACAGUCACCAAUAAAAAAAAAUAAUGGCCUACAAGGAUUAAAAAUUUGGCUAGGAAAUAAAAGUCUAGUCUAUUGCCAUGCCUACUAGGGGAGCUAUUUUUUUAUGUCCUAAUUAUUAUAGGUAGGAUUAAAAACUUGCAUGGAAAAUAAUACAAAUUCAUAAUUUUAAUUAUAAUUUUAUUACUUUUUACAGUGUACUCAAAGGAGUUAUAUUUUCUAGAACAAGUCAAACAUCACUCAUUUUCAUACAAAUAAGAUCUAUAUUUUGUAAUAAAUUAUUAAUUUGCUAACCAACAUUUCCACUUACAAUUAAUAGAUUCUGGUGUAUUAGUGGUUGUGAAAGAAGGUACUUAGAUUGUAUGUGUAGUAGUAAAGCUCAAAAUUGGGUUAAUUAAAUAUACAUAGAUGGCCAUGAUUUUA